AUGGCGCAAAGUAAUCUCGGAGCCAUCAGGCUCAUCCUAACCAUGCUAUUGCCUCUAUUCCUUCUCCCGUCGAUUUUUCUUGUCCAAGGUGCUGUUAUCAACGUGCCCGAUGAUGUCAAGCGCGAUGUCCACGAGCUCGAUGCUCGCACCUGGCUGACAUAUGAUCAGUGGAAUGCCAUGAACAUCCAGAACAACUACCGAAGAGGCAGAAACCUGCGGCCGCUUGUCUGGGACACUGUUCUGCAGCGAGAUGCCCAGAACUGGGCAUAUCACCUCGCCUUUAUCGACCAGAUGGUACAUUCCCAAAACAGAGGUAGCGAAGGAGAAAACUUGGCCUGGAUCAGCGGCGGUAGCAAUCCUUUGAGUAUAUCUGCCCAGAUGUGGAUGGAUGAAGAUAAGGACUACUGGGGACAGAUCAUUCCCAACGGCAAUUUCGAGGCGUAUGGCCACUACACGCAAGCAAUGUGGAAGAGUACCACUAGGAUAGGUAUGGCAAGCGCUAGAGCUCGUAGUGGCCGUAUCUAUACUGUCGCCAGGUAUUGGCAGGCAGGAAAUAUCUAUGGUCAAAGACCGUACUAG
Molecule: messenger RNA, 579 nt
Organism: Truncatella angustata
Lineage: Eukaryota; Fungi; Ascomycota; Sordariomycetes; Amphisphaeriales; Sporocadaceae
Product: CAP domain-containing protein
Exons: 3
Coding region: 1-579 (192 amino acids)
Source: RefSeq, a predicted model, not a curated record